This is a messenger RNA of Kogia breviceps (pygmy sperm whale), 2429 nucleotides long. RefSeq names its product sprouty related EVH1 domain containing 3 (gene SPRED3). The record is from RefSeq and is a predicted model, not a curated record. Lineage: Eukaryota; Metazoa; Chordata; Mammalia; Artiodactyla; Physeteridae. Gene Ontology annotation, molecular function: protein kinase binding. Gene Ontology annotation, biological process: multicellular organism development; negative regulation of MAPK cascade. Gene Ontology annotation, cellular component: membrane.
AUGGGGAAAGGGAGGAAAGGUGGGUAUGGAGAAAAAAGGUAGAUAUGGAGAAGAAGGUAGGCAUGGGAGAAAAGAGAUGGCAAGAGGAAGAAAGAAGCCAUGCUGGAAGAAGGUACAUGGUUCGGGUCCGAGCCGUGGUGAUGGCCCGAGAUGACUCCAGUGGGGGCUGGCUGCCUGUGGGGGGCGGGGGCCUCAGCCAGGUGAGCGUAUGUCGGGUCCGAGGGGCCAGGCCCGAGGGGGGGGCCCGCCAGGGGCACUACGUCAUCCACGGGGAGCGCCUCCGGGACCAGAAAACCACCUUGGAGUGCACCCUGCGGCCAGGCUUGGUUUAUAACAAGGUGAACCCCAUCUUCCAUCACUGGAGCCUGGGUGACUGCAAGUUUGGGCUGACGUUUCAGAGUCCGGCAGAGGCUGAUGAGUUCCAGAAGAGCCUGCUGGCAGCACUGGCUGCACUGGGUCGAGGCUCGCUCACCCCCUCCUCCUCCUCCUCCUCUUCCUCCUCCCCUUCCCAGGAUACCGCAGACACUCCCUGCCCUCUGACGUCCCACGUGGACAGCGACUCCUCCUCCAGUCACAGCCACCAGGAGACGCCUCCCACCGCAGCGGCGGCCCCCAUCGUCACCGUGGAGUCAGCUUCUGGCUUCGGGCCGGCCACGCCCCCCCAGCGCCGCCGCUCGUCAGCUCAGAGCUACCCUCCGCUCCUACCGUUCACGGGGAUUCCGGAGCCUUCGGAGCCCCUGGCUGGGACAGGGGGGCUGGGCUGGGGCGGCCGCGGCUAUGAGGAUUACCGGCGAGCUGGGCCACCCGCACCCCUCGCCCUAUCCACCUGCGUCGUGCGCUUCGCCAAGACCGGCGCGUUGAGGGGCGCAGCCCUGGGGCCCCCCACAGCCCUGCCCGCCCCUCUCACCGAGGCUGCGCCUCCAGCGCCCCCGGCUCGCCCACCCCCGGGCCCCGGCCCGGCCCCUGCGCCUGCCAAGGCCUCCCCGGAGGCGGAGGAGGCGGCGCGCUGCGUGCACUGCCGCGCGCUCUUCCGCCGUCGCGCCGACGGGCGUGGCGGCCGCUGCGCCGAGGCCCCGGACCCGGGUCGCCGGCUGGUGCGCCGUCUCAGCUGCCUGUGGUGCGCCGAGAGCUUGCUCUACCACUGCCUGUCGGAUGCCGAGGGCGACUUCUCGGACCCGUGCGCCUGCGAGCCGGGCCACCCGCGCCCCGCCGCGCGCUGGGCCGCGCUGGCCGCGCUCUCCCUCGCCGUGCCCUGCCUCUGCUGCUACGCGCCCCUGCGCGCAUGCCACUGGGUCGCAGCGCGAUGCGGCUGCGCAGGCUGCGGGGGUCGCCACGAGGAGGCGGCGCGGUGAGGACGGCCUGGUGGGUCCGGUAGCCGGACCAAGGACCCAAAAUUGAGGGUCCAGGACCCCGGACUCCGUUCGGACCCCAAACCCAAACCUAGGCACACCCGGAACUUGGAGCUUGAGUUUGGAUUGAGAGACCCCAGACCUGGAACCUGGACCCCAAAUGUAGGACUGAGAGACCCCAGAACCAGCUUCACUGGGAUGUCUGUCCAAGAGGUCCCAAGCAUCCUGAGUUCUGGCGUCCCCGUUCUCCAUCCCCACUCCACCCCGCUCUGGCCCAGACUGAGGAGAUUCCAGGGAUGCCCAGACUCUUCACCUCAGGCAGGCAGGGGAGCACAUGGAUGCCUGAGAAUCGGGCUCUGAAUCCUGACUCCCUGUUCAAAUUACCAAUCUAGACCCAGUCAUGCCUGGCACCAUGAACCCUCAAAUGACAGCCCCAGAAUUAGGAGUUGCCGGUACCUGACCCUGCCUGUAUACAAUUACUCCCAGAUCUUGAGACCCUAAGACCCAGAAUCACCCCCAAGUCGUUCCUGAAUGCUCACCUAAAACUCGGAGCACCUGUAUCUGAGAUGUUCUUGUAGCCCCAGGACUUCUUAGAUACCGAAUCCUCUUAAGAUACUCUGAGUCCUUGGAUGUGCUCAAACAGAUGUUCUCUGACCCAAAUGACUUGGGAGACCCAUCUCAGAGCCCUCCUCCCCACACGCACACUGCCCAAGAUCCAGAAUUAAGGCUCAAAGAUGCUCUGUGAGCCAGGGAUCAAAGAAGUCUGUAGACCACCAACACCAAGCCUGUGUUCCCAGGAGCUUUCAGUUUCAUAUGUAGGACUCUGAGGUGCCUAGUCCUGUAGAUGUAAGACUGGAGGCAACCAACACCUCAGGGCCCAAGACAUUGGUACCAACCCCUCAGAUAGCCCUCUUUCAAUCCUCCUUGGACUUGCGUUUCAAGCCCCAGAAUGUCCUGGAAUCUUUGGCUUCUUCGUACCCACAGAUUCCCCAAUCCACUGAAGGCUGAGAGCCCAGCUCCCACAAGAUGGGAUGUUCAUGGCAACUCAAGCCUCUGACCCCUUGCCCCUGAGUGACCCCA